AUGAAGGGUAAUAGGUAUAUUGAUGAGCAAAUACUACGCGACAUACUGAGCAGACUCCCAUUGAAAUCGCUUGUGCGUUUCAAAUGCGUCUCCAAAUCUUGGCAAUCCUUGAUUGAAAAGGAUGCGUGGUUGACCAAUUCACACCAUCACCGGCAACUGAAAACAAGUCCACGUCUCUUUUAUUCUAUCAGCAAAGAUAUAAUAUCAGAAAGUCCAAGUCUCGUCAUCAGGAAUCUCAUGGUACCUUUUCCUCGGGACGAAAACGUAGAAUUUGAGAGUCACUGUAACUUGUGCAUUGACACAAACCACAAAGAAAUAAUAGCAGCAACAACAACCAUUCAAGCAGUAUCGAAUAAAGAACUGUUGGCUUGUGAGCAAGUACAAAAACCCAUUAAUGGUAUGAUCUGUUUAAUCGACAAAAUAGAAAGUGACUGUGAUAAGACUAAAGGAGAUCACGCCGCUUGUCUAUACAAUGUCAUCACCCAAGAAGCAACACCUUGGAUCAGAUCAACUUAUUUAGCACAAGUAGAGAAAUGGUGUGACUUAUCGGAAUUGAAUGUAAAUCGUACUUAUGAAUUUGGAUUUGAUCCUACUACCAAGGAAUACAAAGUGAUUUGUAUGUGGAUCAUAUCUGGAUGGGAACUUCAGGAAUUUGAAGGGUGCGGGGAGUACACAUUAUACGAAAACACUGAAGACAACGAGGCAGAUUACAAAAUGUGCGAGAUCUUGACUCUCGGCAAGGACACUGCCUGGAGAAGGAUUGAUAAGGUACCACCGUCAGCUUAUUACCAGCAUAAAGAUAUACAUGGUUCUGUUUAUUCGAAUGGUUCUAUAUAUUGGACGAUGUACGAGGGCCAUCGUCCCAUACUAGUGGCAUUUGAUGUCGGGAGCGAGGAGUACAGAAUUAUACCAGACCUUGAUAUGAUUGGCAUUGAUCGGCCGAUGUCUUAUUCUCUUAUGUCAUUGGAUGGGCAUCUAGUUAUAGUAAAAAACGCAGACAAUUACAGGGUCAUCCUGUGGAUACUUGACGAUGCCUGCGACAAAAAUACAAAUACUAGUACCAUCAAAUGGACAGAAGAGAAUAUCAUGUUACCUCGUCUCUGGAGUUAUCGAAGUGUUCGACUUCAUGCUGUCGAGGCAACAGACUACUUAAUCUUAGAACUUUUUGAUGUCCAGAGUUAUGAAGCUUGUUUUCAUGAUGCUGUUUUCGUUCAUUCGUACAAUCGGAAGAAGAAGAUUUUCAGCAAAAUUGAAAUCACCAGAGAUGAAAACUACUCCUUAGGUGUCAAUAUUGGUCAUCCUUCUUACAAGUUUACAAAAUAUGUCGAAAGUCUUUUGACCCUUCAAAGGAGUUAUAGGCCAGCAACGGAGGCACCUAACUCGAGCUCAACCAACGACGAGCGUCCGCUUUCUGACAACGUAUAA
This is a messenger RNA of Papaver somniferum (opium poppy), 1425 nucleotides long. RefSeq names its product putative F-box protein At5g62660. Lineage: Eukaryota; Viridiplantae; Streptophyta; Magnoliopsida; Ranunculales; Papaveraceae. Gene Ontology annotation, molecular function: protein binding. The transcript has a single exon. The record is from RefSeq and is a predicted model, not a curated record. Bases 1 to 1425 code for a protein of 474 amino acids.